This is a messenger RNA of Glycine soja, 1255 nucleotides long. RefSeq lists its product as uncharacterized. Gene Ontology annotation, molecular function: DNA-binding transcription factor activity. The record is from RefSeq and is a predicted model, not a curated record. The transcript has 4 exons. Bases 150 to 1100 code for a protein of 316 amino acids. Lineage: Eukaryota; Viridiplantae; Streptophyta; Magnoliopsida; Fabales; Fabaceae.
AGUUACCAACGAACGAAUCGUGUCUGAAACAUUCCCCGUUGCGGCGGCGCUGUCUCUUUGGCGCGGCCGCUACCACCACCACUGCACCACACCACACACACAUUUUCCAUUUUCCCCACCAAAGCAACAAGGUUUUUGUUUGUGAUUAAAUGGGUGAUGACGACGACAACAACUCCUCCUCCCGGUUUGUUCCAUACACGUGUCGAGAUCCAUUUGUCAGCCCACUUCUCGAUAACUUUUUUAUCGAACCGGACCCUGCACCCGAACCGAACCUACAAAAUGAUGAACAGCAAUCCCUGCAGGGUGGUUAUGUUUCCUCCACGGGUUCAACGAUCCAAGAUCAAUCCCAGCAGCAUUUUUGCAAUGACAAUUUUACCAUUGGUGGAGGAGGAGUUCCUAACUACCAAGUAGCGGGGUCUUCCAAGAACAAGCGUACAUAUCCCUUCACUGAUGUGGAUAUUGAACAUCAAUCCUUCAGGUAUGACUUUAAAGCGGGUCCAUCCAAUCUGAAUCAGCCUGAAAGUGGGAUUAUGGAUUGGCCUCCUGUGCCAAGGCCAUUCUUUUGCACUUGCUGCCAAGUUCUAAGACAGACAAUUCACACCAAUGGUAAUGAUCUUGAGAGACUUGAAAUACAUGGGAGGAUAGGGUUGAUCAACCAUAUAAUAAUUCAGAAUCAGAGUAUUACGCCGGGUGAUCCUCCAUGUGACAAUUAUGAUCAAAUGAUUGAUUUCACCAACGGAACCCCUGCAGAAGUUAAGGGUUUCCUUGAAGAUUACAUUGCGCAGAAGGAUAAAUUAGGGUACAUUAUUGUGGAAGAAGCUUUUUCUGCGUUUUAUGAAGCCCUCUGCACCAAAUUAGAUUGGGUUGGAAAACGCACUAAUAACGAAGACGAUGAUUUGAUUCCACCAAAUUUGGAGAAAGAAGGACCUGAGGCUGAGCCUGAGAAAAGAAGGCAUAAACGUAGUCGCAAAGAUCAGGUUAUUGAUAGAGCCACCAGUGCAGCAAACGCCGUAGAUACCACAUUAACACCAGAAGGAGCACGUGCAGAAAGGCUAAAGAGGAACGUUUUGCGACCCAAACACUUAGACGAUUACGUAUGAAGUGCAUGCAUCUCCUAAUAAGCUUAGCAUGACCGUUAGUUUGUUUGUUGUAACAGCUUUGUAAGUAGUUACGUACAAUAGCAAUAUGAAGAACGCUGUAUAUAAAGCCUUGCACGAAAUGAAUAAAACCAGAGAAUAUUAUUGAGAGAGUUCUA